AUGCCAGUGAGGGAUCCUAGACUUAGAAUUGGAGGGAAGGUGACGGCAAAGGCUUGUCAUGUUGUGCAUCUGAGCAAGUGCGCACGGAGAUAUGGCGUCAACAAGCACUCCAAGCGGCUUGUUGGAACGGUUCUAGACGUCACGACCACCCCUGUAUCCAUUACAACCGGGCGUACCUUUACUUUGAUAACAGCAGUUUAUGAUUUUGGAGAGAGUUUGUUCAAGGAAAAAACACUGAACAUUCGGAGUGUAAAGGCAUUUGUACCGCCAGAAGAUGAAGGAAUGUCCUUAAUUGAGGAAUUAGCAGCAGAGGCUUUGCAGGCAGCAGAAGCAGACAUGGAAGCCGGAAACUUGAUGGAAGAAAGUGUCGAAGCCCCGGUAGCCGAAAUGGUUGAAACCCCGGCUGACAUAGAGCCCGAUACCUUGGUCGACACAGAGCCCAAUACCCCGGUUGACACAGAGCCCGAUAGCCCGGUAGCCGAAAUUGUCGAGACCCUGGUUGACACUGAUACCUCGCUUGACACAGAGUCCGAAAACCCGGUAGCCACAGUGCACCAAACAGAGUGGUAUGUGAAUGAAAGAAAAACCCGGCUGGAUGUGAAUGGCCAUGUCUAUGUUAGGCACUUCCAUAUCCGUACUUCAGUUGGUGACCUUAUUGGUCAAGACUCUGACAAUGGGGUGAGAUUUUCGCGCCUCGAAUAUUUUCUGCUCAUGUUUCCGCCGACCCAGCUGACUACUAUGUGUCGGCUUACAAAUACUCAGCUUGCACAGCAAAACAAGAAUCCAAUCACAUCCGGAGAACUUCUUCGGUUCUUUGGAAUGCUCAUACUCACUACAAAGUUUGAGUUCAGUAGCCGGGCCCAACUAUGGUCCACCACUGCACCCUCCAAGUACAUUCCUGCCCCUUCAUUUGGACGCACAGGAAUGUCCCGGCAACGGUUUGACAAUAUCUGGAAAUAUAUCCGUUGGAGUGAACAAUGUCCAGUCCGACCCGAUGGUAUGAGCACUCAUGUUCACCGAUGGCAACUUGUUGACAACUUUGUCACAAGGUUCAAUGAGCAUCGUAGCGAAAACUUUGUACCUUCCCAUCUGAUUUGCGUGGAUGAAUCUAUCUCAAGAUGGUAUGGGCAGGGUGGGGAUUGGAUAAACCAUGGUCUACCAAAUUAUAUUGCAAUUGAUCGUAAGCCUGAGAAUGGGUGCGAGAUUCAAAACGCAGCGUGUGGACAAUCCGGUAUUAUGCUUCGAUUGAAACUUGUAAAGGGAAAGACAAUAACUGACGACGAAGAGGGUGACAAGGAGGAUGAGUAUCUACCGCAUGGUGCAAAGAUUAUCAAAGAACUUGUUCGUCCUUGGUGGGGGAGUGAUCGGAUUGUGUGUGCUGAUUCUUAUUUUGCCUCCGUUGUGACAGCUGUCGAGCUUAAGAGGAUUGGCUUGAGAUUCAUUGGGGUUGUGAAGUCGGCAACGAGAAGAUAUCCAAUGGCCUACCUUUCACAGUUGGAAAUGACAAGUAGAGGAGAAUGGAAAGGAUUGGUGACAGACGGAAUCUUGGAUGAAAGUUGUGACCUGAUGGCUUUUGUAUGGGUGGACCGAGACCGUCGAUAUUUUAUAUCAACAGCAUCCAAUCUGAAUAGAGGCUGGAAUCCAGUUCGCUACCGGUGGAGACAGGUGGAUACAUCACCUGAUGCAGACCCUGAGAGGGUGGAGAUCAAUAUUGCGCAACCAGUUGCAGCAGAAGUGUAUUAUUCUUGCUGUGCAAUGAUUGACAGACAUAACCGGAGUUGGCAGGAUACACUGAUGCUUGAAAGAAAACUUGGCACAUGGGAUUGGUUGACACGAGUCAACUUAUCAAUUUUUGGUAUCAUUGUUGUGGACACAUGGUUAGCCUACAGCCAAUGUACAGGAAUAGGAAAGUCUGCUGGACGAGAAGAAAAGCAGAAGGAUUUCUACAGUGCCUUAGCCGAGGAGCUGGUGGACAACCAGUACGAUAGUGUUGGAAGUCGCAAAGUUGGGAGGGAUGAGUUGGACAAGGAUAGCCCAACCAUCUCCAGAACUGGAGAGCCGCAAUGUGGUCUCUCCGCACAUCUAACACCCACCAAAAGAAAAAGAAAGAACAAAGAUGGUACUAUUAAAAACCAAAGACAGCAGGGAAGGUGUUUGGUGUGUUCCAAGAAGACCACAUACAAUACUGCCGGGCAAACCAGCAGCCUGAUGCAUCGGGUCCAUCGGCAUUUGCCAAAAAAACCGUUGAUCGUCAAUGUCGCACGGAAAAUUUGA
Molecule: messenger RNA, 2274 nt
Organism: Phaeodactylum tricornutum CCAP 1055/1
Lineage: Eukaryota; Bacillariophyta; Bacillariophyceae; Surirellales; Neidiaceae
Exons: 1
Coding region: 1-2274 (757 amino acids)
Source: RefSeq, a predicted model, not a curated record